Messenger RNA from Cinclus cinclus, 849 nucleotides. RefSeq names its product shisa family member 2 (gene SHISA2). The transcript is spliced from 2 exons. The record is from RefSeq and is a predicted model, not a curated record. Bases 1 to 849 code for a protein of 282 amino acids. Lineage: Eukaryota; Metazoa; Chordata; Aves; Passeriformes; Cinclidae. Gene Ontology annotation, cellular component: endoplasmic reticulum. Gene Ontology annotation, biological process: negative regulation of fibroblast growth factor receptor signaling pathway; negative regulation of Wnt signaling pathway.
AUGCGGGGCUGGCUGCUGCUGGCGGCGCUGGGCUGGCUGCUGCCGGCGGGGGCCGCGGCCAGCGGCGAGUACUGCCACGGCUGGCUGGACGGGCAGGGCGGCUGGCGGGACGGCUUCCAGUGCCCCGAGCGCUUCGACGGCGGCGACGCCACCAUCUGCUGCGGCAGCUGCGCCCUCCGGUACUGCUGCUCCAGCGCCGAGGCGCGCCUGGACCAGGGCGCCUGCGACAACGACCGGCGGCAGGGCGGCGGCGAGCCGGGCCGGCCCGGCAAGGACGGCCCCGACGGCGCGGCAGUGCCCAUCUACGUGCCAUUCCUUAUCGUGGGAUCUGUAUUUGUCGCCUUCAUCAUCUUGGGGUCUCUGGUGGCAGCUUGCUGCUGCAGAUGCCUGCGGCCCAAGCAGGAACCCCAGCAGAGUCGAGCCCCUGCAGGCACCCGCCUGAUGGAGACGAUCCCCAUGAUCCCAAGUGCCAGCACCUCCCGGGGCUCCUCCUCCCGCCAGUCGAGCACGGCUGCCAGCUCCAGCUCCAGCGCCAACUCGGGGGCCAGAGCUCCACCAACGAGGUCCCAGACCAACUGCUGCUUGUCUGAAGGGACCAUGAAUAAUGUCUACGUCAACAUGCCCACGAACUUCUCAGUGCUGAACUGUCAGCAGGCCACGCAGAUUGUGCCACACCAGGGCCAGUAUCUGCACCCGCAGUACGUGGGCUAUGCCGUGCAGCAUGACUCCAUGCCCCUGACCCCAGUGCCCCCCUUCCUGGAUGGCCUGCAGAGCGGCUACAGGCAGAUCCAGUCCCCCUUCUCACACACCAACAGUGAGCAGAAGAUGUACCCGGCUGUGACUGUGUAG